AUGGAAGAAUACCCUUGCCGCGAUCAAGCUGUCUACGGUCUGCUAACCAAAGCCACUGCUCCUCUUCUCAGCGCAGACGGGAGUACCCUACCAAAUGAGAAGACAGACGGUCUACGGCGAUGGGCUGAGGACUUCCGAGGCGUCCUCAAUCGUCCCUCCACCAUCUCCGACGCCGCAAUCGCCCGUCUGCCGCAAGUGGAGACCAACUCCGACCUCGACCCCCCGCCCUCUCUACACGAAACCAUCAGGACCAUGCAUCAGUUCCCCGGCGGGAAAGCGUCCGGAUGGGAAUCUAUCCCUGCUGAGAUCUACAAGUAA
Messenger RNA from Spirometra erinaceieuropaei, 318 nucleotides. NCBI's taxonomy places the organism in Eukaryota, Metazoa, Platyhelminthes, Cestoda, Diphyllobothriidea, Diphyllobothriidae. The record is from the annotation of a GenBank genome assembly.